GCGGGAGCGACAGCGCUUCUCUGGCUCGGAGCGUUGGAGGCUGCGAGCUGCGGCCGCCGCUCUCGGCUCGGCUCUCGGCUCGGCUCUCGGCUCUUCUCGCCCUCUCCCCGUCCUCUCCCCGACCUCUCCCUCUCCCCGCCCGGGGCUCGGCAGAGCCUGCCAGGCGCUUCCUGCGGCUACUGACCCCGGGGCGGGCUGUGCCCUCCCCUCGUCCCCGCCGCAGCAUGCACAGGCUCAUCGGGCUCCUCAGGAGCGUGCGGGAGCGCUCGACGUCCGGCAGCGCUUCCGCGCCCGGCGCCGCCGGGGCCUCCGAGCUCCGGGAGAAGGGCCAGGGCGCGCUGCACAGCGCGGCCGCCAGCGGUGACCUGGCCGAACUGCAGCGGCGCUGGUGGUGGUGGCAGAGACUCCGCAUCAACAGGCGGGACGCGAAGAAGCAGACGCCUCUGCAUCUUGCUUGCGCGAAUGGCCAUGCAGACGUUGUGCGAUUUCUAGCAGGAAAGAAGUGCCAGCUAAACCCUCGUGACAGCUUGAAGAAAUCGCCGCUGAUGAAGGCAGUAGACCACCAGCACAAAGACUGUGUGACUAUUCUGCUGGAGCACGGUGCCAAACCCAACCUCAAAGGUGCUGGCGGCAACACUGCCCUUCACAUGGCUGCUGUCAUUCCUAGCAAACCUCUAGUGGAGCUGUUACUUGAGCACAAUGCCCAUAUCGAUGCUCAGAAUGAGUUGGGGUACACUCCGCUUACUCUUGCGAUCACCGAGCGCUGUGAAGAGAUGGUUGAGUUCCUUCUCCAAAAAGGAGCUGACGUGCAUGCUCGAGAUAAGCAUGAAAGGACCCCUCUUAUGAUUGCUGUUCUUGCUGGGAAUAUGAAUACAAUAAAAAGCCUUCUUCGACAUGGUGCUGAUCUUUCUCAUCAAGACUGUAUUGGCAAGCAAGCUACGCACUAUGCCAGAGAGUUAACGCUUUACACCAAUAUUGCUGAGCAACUGGAGGAAUACAUCAGGUGUGAAAUGACAGGAGAAUGUUCUGCGGGAGGCACAGAAGGCCCAGCAGUACUGGACAGCUUUUGCGCUGGGACAGCUGCUCAUUGUCCCUUGGGGGGACCUGCAAUGACCAGAGCAGGUGUCUUGCCAGCAGCAGCAGAACAGCAAGAGGAAGAAGUUCACACUCCUUCUGAUUCUAAGACGGAUUCCGAAGCUCCAAACAAAGCGUCAGCCGGCGCGGUGCUUCCAACUGCGGACAGACACGGAGCGUGCGCACAGUCCGUUGCAGGGGAGCGCGGCAAUGGUGUCUGCCCAGCAGUAGGAGCAGAAGACGAGGAGGAUGAUGACUCCUGGUUUGAUUCUGAGAUUUCUUCACUGGAGAGUGAAAAGCUUCAGCUAAAGCAGGAUGCUUCAGCUCAAGUGGAUUGUCAAAGCGAUAGACAGGUGACUCUAUCUAUCAGAGGUUGA
This is a messenger RNA of Grus americana (Whooping crane), 1451 nucleotides long. Its product is annotated as ankyrin repeat domain-containing protein 7-like. Gene Ontology annotation, molecular function: protein binding. The transcript has 10 exons. Lineage: Eukaryota; Metazoa; Chordata; Aves; Gruiformes; Gruidae. Bases 225 to 1451 code for a protein of 408 amino acids. The record is from RefSeq and is a predicted model, not a curated record.